Messenger RNA from Vigna angularis (adzuki bean), 840 nucleotides. Its product is annotated as beta-conglycinin beta subunit 1-like. The record is from RefSeq and is a predicted model, not a curated record. Bases 1 to 840 code for a protein of 279 amino acids. The transcript is spliced from 5 exons. Lineage: Eukaryota; Viridiplantae; Streptophyta; Magnoliopsida; Fabales; Fabaceae.
AUGCUAAUCAAUUUGUUAAUUACAGGGACAGCCGUACUCACCAUGGACUUUUUCCUAUCUAGCACAGAAGCCCAACAAUCCUACCUGCAAGGAUUCAGCAAGAAUAUUCUAGAGGCCUCCUUCGAUAGCGACAUCAAGGAGAUAAACAGGGUUCUGUUUGGAGAGGAGGGACAGAACCAGAAAGGCGAGGAGAGUCAGCAAGAGGGAGUGAUUGUGGAACUUAAAAGCAAACAGAUUCGGGAACUGACCAAACAUGCCAAAUCUAGUUCAAGGAAAGCCCUUUCCUCCGAAGAUGAACCAUUCAACCUGAGAAACCAAAAACCCAUCUACGCCAACAAAUUUGGAAAGUUGUACGAGAUCACACCGAAGAAAAACCCGCAGCUUAGGGACUUGGACGUGUUCCUCAGUUCUGUAGAUAUCAAAGAGGGAAGCCUUCUUCUGCCACACUACAAUUCUAAGGCCAUAGUGAUAUUGGUGAUUAAUGAGGGAAAAGCAAACAUUGAACUGGUUGGUCGAAGAGAAGAACAACAGCAGCAGCAGCAAGAGGAAAGGUUGCAAGUGCAGAGGUACAGAGCUGAGGUGUCUGAAGACGAUGUAUUUGUAAUCCCAGCAGCUUAUCCAGUUGCCAUGAACGCAACCUCCAAUCUAAAUUUCUUUGCUUUCGGUAUCAAUGCUGAGAGCAACCAGAGGAACUUCCUUGCAGGUGAGAAAGACAAUGUGAUUAGUGAGAUACCUACAGAGGUGUUGGAUCUUGCUUUCCCUGCGCCUGGUGAGAAGGUUGAGAAGUUGAUAGAGAAGCAGAGUGGGUCCCACUUUGUUGAUGCGCAGCCUGAGGAAUAG